Messenger RNA from Opisthocomus hoazin, 1521 nucleotides. The record is from RefSeq and is a predicted model, not a curated record. NCBI's taxonomy places the organism in Eukaryota, Metazoa, Chordata, Aves, Opisthocomiformes, Opisthocomidae.
AUGUCCCUCCGUGAGCAUGCAAUGUCCCUCUUCCGCAGCGCGGUGGGCACCGUCCGUCCGGCUCUGAUGCUGAAGAGGGCUGUGAAGCUCCAGAGAGACGGGUGCCCUCAGCUGCUGGUGAAGGGCUGGGCCUUUCCAGUGAAGAGGCACCUGUACCUGGUGGGUUUUGGCAAAGCUGUGCUUGGGAUGGCUGUGGCAGCAGAAGAGAUCCUGGGAGACCACCUUGUUCGGGGGAUCAUCAAUGUGCCACUAAUUGCUGUGAACCCCUUCAGUCCUUUCCAGCUGCCGGAGAUGCUCCUGAAGCCACACAGCAAAAUCCAGGUCAUCGAAGGUGCCAGGAACAACCUCCCAGACCUAGAGGCUCUGAAGGGAGCAGCUGCCAUCCAGGAGCUGGCUGAGGGUCUGACUGUGGACGACCUGCUCCUUGUGCUCAUCUCAGGGGGGGGAUCCGCCCUACUGCCUGCUCCCAUCCCUCCCAUCCUCCUCGAAGAGAAGGAGAAACUCACAAAGAUGUUGGCUUCCCAAGGAGCUACCAUACAGGAGCUUAACAUUGUCCGGAAGACACUGUCCUUGCUGAAAGGUGGAGGACUGGCCCGGCUCGCAUAUCCCGCACAGGUGGUGAGCCUCAUCCUUUCUGAUGUGAUUGGUGACCCCCUGGACAUCAUAGCGAGUGGGCCCACUGCUGCGAGCUCCCACAGUGUCCAAGACUGCCUUCAGAUACUCACCAAAUACAACCUGCUGCAGAACCUGCCCAAGUCAGUGGAGACAGUCCUGUCCAGCUCUCCCAGCAAGCCCGCUGCUCCGGAAGACUACUCCCAUGUUUGCAACAUCAUCAUUGGGUCAAACACGCUGGCUUUAGAUGAGGCCAAACGCCAAGCUGAGGGCCUGGGCUAUGCGACUCUGAUUCUGAGCACAGCAAUCUGCGGGGAAGUCAGCCAUGUCGCCACGCUGUAUUGCCAGCUGAUCCGGCUGGCUUGCCUGGGCUUCGCCGGCCUUGGAGACGGGCCCUUGGGUGACAAAGUGAGGGGGAAUCUCCUGCAGCUGGUGGCAGAGCUAGAGAUCCCAGACUUGAACCUUGCUGAGUUUCUACAGGGCCUGCGAGGAUUAGGGCCUGAAAGACCAAUCUGCAUCCUGGCUGGUGGAGAAACCACGGUUCAGCUUCAAGGAACCGGCAAGGGAGGGAGGAACCAGGAGCUGGCCCUGCGCGUGGGGCUGGGGCUGCACAGGGCACAGGCCACAGAGGUCAGCGGGCCUCGAGGGAGGUGCGAGAUUGUCUUCCUCAGCGGUGGGACAGACGGGCAGGAUGGGCCGACAGAGGCAGCGGGGGCCUUCUGCAGCCCAGAGCUGGUGGAUGAGGCACUGCAGGAGGGCCUCGACAUCAGGGCCUUUCUCAGCAACAAUGAUUCCUAUACGUUCUUCAGCCAGUUCCAAGGUGGGCAUCACCUCCUGGUGACGGGCUUGACAGGCACCAACGUCAUGGACAUCCAGGCCAUUUUAAUUAGAGCCAUGGAGACAUCGUGA